UGUAGCAGAGGAGAUAGUUCUGGUGGGAGGGCGUCAGACGAUGGGGAUGAACCAGCGCUCCCUGACAGCAGUCACCUGUUUCAACCGUCAGAACAGUGGCACAGAGGGCGGUGUGAUGGUGGCCGACGUCUGGUGCUACAUGUCCCUGCUGGACAACUGGAGUCUGGUGUCUCGGAUGACGGUGGCUCGCUGCAGACACAACAGCCUGGUGUACGACGGAAAGCUCUACACCAUCGGAGGACUGGGAGUAUCAGGGAACCUGGACCAUGUGGAGAGGUACACAAUCACCAGCAAGUGGGAGACGGUCUCUCCUCUCCCUAAGCCGGUAAAUUCAGCAUCAGCCAUAGUGUGCGGAGGGAAGGUCUACGUGUUCGGAGGGGUCAACGAGGCUGGGCGCUCGGCUGGGGUCCUCCAGUCCUUCAUACCACAGAGCAACACCUGGAGCUUCAUCGAAUCACUUAGAGAGAUAACAGAUACGCCCCUGCAGUGAGUCUGAAUGGGUUAAUAUUCAUCCUGGGAGGAGCCUACGCUCGAGCCACCACCAUCUAUGACCCAGACAAAGGCAACAUCAAGGCCGCACCCAACAUGAACCACUCUCUGCAGUUCUGCAGUGAUCUUAGAAGGGAAGAUCUACGCCACAAGAGGCACCGUGAACAGCGAAGGUCCCGCACUCAGCAACUUGGAGACCUUCGACCCCUCACACGCAUGUGGACGCACCUGCAGCCCUUGCAGCCCCUACCCUGCCCUCUGUUCAGACACGGCUGUGUGGCCAUCAAGAAGUACAUUCAGAGCAGCUGAGGGCGACUUGGACCCGAUUAGUCUGGGAUCGAUGCCAAACACCAUCUGACCUCUGGUUGAAGGACGGUGUGUGACAGCAGUUUAGGGCUGGUGUUGGUCUAUCUUCAAUCCAACCCACCUCUUCUCCCAACCUACAGAAAAGCCCUGUGCAGAAUGUACUCAUACUCAAUUACUCAGCCAUGUCAGGUGACAAUUCCUAACCUACAGUACUGUGUGUGUCAUGGUCGUUUUCCAUCCUCCAUCCAACGGGCACAGGGACCCUCUUGGUAAACUCCUUUUUUUAAUGAAGUCAUCAUUGUUUCAGUUAUUUUUUUGUAAACUCCUCCCCUCCAUAUUUCUAUACUUUGAUGAAGCUCAGUAAAAGCCAAUGCAGGGUGAAAUUUAUGUUUUAAAGUCUCAUCAAACAGAGCAAAGAUUCUUUUGGUGUAAGAAGUGUUUUCAGUAGUCGAAUUAAGUGAAGGAAUUGACUGUUUUUCUCUUGUCAGUGAAGAUAAAAGUCUCUUUGGGGAGUUAUAUUCACGCUGAGUGUGGAUUUUAAGAGGUAAUUUUUAUGAA
Molecule: messenger RNA, 1353 nt
Organism: Labrus mixtus (cuckoo wrasse)
Lineage: Eukaryota; Metazoa; Chordata; Actinopteri; Labriformes; Labridae
Product: kelch-like protein 29
Exons: 6
Coding region: 41-490 (149 amino acids)
Molecular function (GO): protein binding
Source: RefSeq, a predicted model, not a curated record